GAUGGGAAAAGAUGUGUGUUGUCCCUCUGAACUGACAGUUUCCUCUCUUCUAUCCACCACAACACCAUGUCCUAGAUCCUUACAGACUGAUGUUCUACACAGAGCUUCUCUUGUCUUCAAGCCUGUACAUCCUCCUCUCCUCUCCUCUCCUCUCCAUCUCCCUCUCUGCAUCCUCUGCUACUAUAACCUCUCCCUCUUCUCUUUCCCAUUUCCCUUCAUCUCCUCAGCUGCCUCCUCCUCUUCUCCUCCUUUUCUCCCCCUCCUCCCUUCCCACUCUCACAGUGUGGCGACAGCGUGACUGCCUGCGUCAGCCGGCUCUGGCAGCCCCUGCCAGCUUGUGGACGCUGCUACUGGAGCUGCCGUAUACCCUGCAGAGAACCCUGUUUGUGUGUGUGUGUGUGUGUGUGUAAGUGCAUGAGUGUACGCAGAUGGGAGAGCAACUGAGUCAGGGAGGGCUGCCUCUCAUCUCUCUGCUGUUACCACAAUCCUUCACUCUCCCUCCUCUCCUCCUCUGCUGCCAUGGAGCUCCAGCAGGCUGAAUCACAACAGCGUCUGCAGAAAGGGCUGAGCAGGUAGUUGUGUGUGUGUAUGCGGUGCUCCGCUGGGCCAGUAUGGAGUGUGUGUGUCUGAGGAGGUGGGCUUCGGGCUCUGCUGUCGUGUUCCUUCACACUCUGGCCUUAUCCUGGACAGGUGCGAUUGAGCCCGCCCCAAAAAUUGAUGGAUGGCACCGGGCAGCAGUGACGCUGCAGGAGAACACGACACAUCGGUUUAACUGCCAAGCGGACGGCUGGGAUCCUCAUGCUCCACCUUUGCUGACUUGGUACCUGAAUGGGGAGCAACAGGGAACGCCGUCACCCAACCAUGGACGCCUGGUGAUGACAUCACAGGAAGAUUCAGUGCUCAUGAGACCAGGAACCAAUCACAACAGCACCUUCUCUCUGCAGGCCAGAAAGUGGGACAGGGAGCUAGUGUGUGUAGCAUCGAACCCCUGGACAGGAGAGAGCUACAAUGCCACAGUCACACUCAACGUCCAGUUUCAGCCAGAGAUCCUCAGGCUGAACGCCCACUACACUGAAACCUCAGACCCCGGCCUCUCCCUGAUCCUCUUUGCCCUGGUACGGUCCAACCCGCCUGCCACCAUCACCUUCGUUGACCAGUCUGGCCAUCUGGUGGCCAACACCUCCGACUUCUUCAUCCUGGACUCGCGAAGCUACCCUUGGCUGACCAAUCACACGCUGAGGGUGACGCUCGGUAGCCUAUCAGGGAAUUUAUCACUGAACGCAAGCAACAGUGUCGGAGCGGUGCAGAACAACCUCACACUAGCAGAGUUCCUGCAGUCUCGUGUAGAGGUGCCCAUGCUGGGAAUAGUGACUGGGGGAGCCAUGGCUUUCAUGGCCCUCCUCAUCCUCAGUCUAAUCGUUCUCUGCCUCAUGCAAAAAAACAAAAGCAAGUCUAUUGACGAGCCAGUGGAGAUUCUGAUGACCAAGAAAAGUAACUCUGCCAACCUGAAAGCAGAGAAGGGCGAUAAGACCAUCAUCCCGAGAGAGAACAUGUCUCUGCCUUCAAACAUGCAGCUCAACGACCUCAGCACUUUGAGAAAGGCCCGAGAGGCUGCCCAGCACAACAGUGUGGGAGAGAAGAAGAAAGAGGAAGAGGAGGAGGAAGAUCUGUCUUUAGCCUACGCCGCCAGAGGUUUUGCCAGAUAUCCGAUGGUGGGCUACAUCUAUAAGGUCAACAGCACAAGCAGCGAGGAGAUCUGGCUCUGACUUACCUCACACACAUGCACGCACGCACGUACGCACGCACGCACACACACACAGACAGCACAUGCAUGCAUAACUCCUUCCAACAGAUGCAGUUGUCCAAGAGGAAACUCAGAACAACUGCCAGUCAGUCUUUCAAACACUCAUCAGUCCCCUUUGAGCUGGACAGGAACGACCAGGACCCUCAGACCAUGUUGUUGUUGAGCUCUUACAUGUUUCUGGGCCACAUAUUAUAUCAACACACUCUGACUCUUUCUCCGACUCCGACUUGUUGAAUUUCAUGUCCACUAAACAAACCUGAGGUCUGUACUACGAAGCCGGAUUUGAGCUUAUCGAGGUAACUUCGAAGUAAAUUUGGGGUUUCCGGUCUUACGAAGCUCGUUUACUUCUUAUCGGGGUAAAUCCCCAUGGUAACUAAUGCUGAACAGUUAACCUGGUCCGGAGCAGGUUAAGUUGCAGAUAAGAGAUCAAGCAGUAUAAAAUCAGCUUUCUUAGAGGAUCCCGUGGAGCUGGGUGUGGAGUGUUAGAGUCUCUGGGGUUUUCAGAGACCCACAAUAUCCUUUCUGCUACUCUGAUGAAUAUCAUUAUGAAAGAUAUAGAUUCUCAUCAGAGGGAAUGAUUGUCAAUAGCUGGAGCUGAACAUAACCAACCUGACUGAGCAAUGUGCUCACAGUGACACAGACUGUCUGCAUUGAUCUAUGGUUCUUUACUUGUGGGAGUUACAGAUUUUGAUGUACUGGGUGUGUUAGCGGCGGUAAAACUAGACAUAGUCUAGUUAGGUACAUCUUUUUAGGUACCUCUUUCCCUUUAAGUAGGUUUAUUUAUUUGGAAGGGGGAUAGAUAGUUUACAGAUUUACCUUGUGAAAGCGCCCCUCCCUCCCUCCCACUCCUCUAUCUCUCCACCGCUAACACACCCAGUACAUCUCAAUCUAUAGGUCCGUAUGUGUAUAUUCACUAGAAAUAAGGUUUCCACCACAGUGUGUCCCCAGAGUCAGUGCAGACAGUGUGUGUGUAACUAAAGCUCAUUAUAGAGGCUACAUCAUGUGAUUCAGAGAAAAGUUUCAUCUCUCAUCAAGAGGCUUCUUCACUUCAGUUCCACAGGUCUUGUUAGUAAAGAACAGAUUCAUAUCUCCUGGCCCAGAGUUAUUCAUCUCGUUCCCAUGCGUUAUUAUGUCGUGGUCACGUCAUAUAUUUUUUUUACCAAAUGUCACCAGAGGCUCUGUAACUUACACAAUCAGAGAUGUUUUUCCAGCUGUUCUUCCUGCAUUCACAGCUCUAACUGUUUCUUUUAGUCUAGAUAAUGUGUGUUUGGUCUCCUCGCAUUUUUUAAUAUAACAGUUUGAUCCAAUUUGAUUCCUUGUCCCAAAUCUUGUUGGGACAGAGGUGUAGGGCCAAGUGUUAGGGCAGUAUAGCCCUCGAAACAGAGAUUUUUCAGACCCACACUGCAAACCCAGGGCAACGAGAACUUCCCAGAAUGCCUUGCGAAUCACUGGCAAGCUGGGAGAGAGACCCAGAAAUGUAUAAAUUUCUCCAUUAAUAAGGAUUAUUAAAUUAAUAAUGAUUGUAAUAUCUUAGUUUAAUAGCGUUUAAAUUUAUUACGAUGUUAUUUGGAUAUUAUAGGUUGGUCACUUUAGUAGCUGCAAACAAUAGCAUUGGCUUAUUUAAGAUCUCAACAAUGCUAUUAUAAUGACAUCCCCGGCAAAACCUUUUGUCGCUUCUGUUUAAUCGAUGACUUCUGAUGACGUGUCAGGUUUCCUCGACGACUAUUGAUGAUGUAACAGCUGUCGUGGCAAUUCUGCAAUCCCACUCUGACAGCGAGGAACGAGACACAAAUCUCGAACAGUAUUGUCACACUUUAAUGCUCAGAGCAUGGUGCACAAGACAAAGGUUGGUUUGUAAUAUGCACACCGAUGGGAAGCUGUUCUUUCUCUUUAUACAUUUGGCUCCUUCCUCCCCUGGUUGAGGUUGUUUCUAAGCCAAAGGUCAGGAUCUUCCGAUGACAUCAAGGCAACAAUGCCUUAGUUUAGGCAAUCAGGCCAAGAUUCAUUCAGUUGUACAGGAUACAGCAUGAUCAAGGUUACAUUGUAUAAGAUUCAAUCAUGAUCAAUCAAAGGGGACAUUAACAUGAUUACAUUGUGCAUGAUCAAAAUGUUACAUUUCCCUCACACAGCUUAUGGAAGGGCUUUCCCAGUUCCUAGGGGAAGAUUUCAACCACUACCCCUCGUAACUCCGUUUUAAGGGGCAAGAUAAUCCUCGAAAACAAGGGGUAGGGAGAAGGGCCAAGGGGUGAAAUGGGAUUGGCCCCAUGUCUGUGAUUGGUCAUAGACAGUAAACCCCACCCCUUAGACCACUUAGCCUGACUGUGAUUGUUAGGUUAAGUUCAGCUGGAUCUCGAUAUCCAUGUUGAACUCGCUUCGUAGCACAGACCUCUGUUGAUGCUUUUCCUCUCUCGGGUAUUUACACUGCUGCUCUGUUGUCUCAACAAUGCUGAGUAUGAACUGGACAUAAAAAAGGCUCAUAUUAUGGGACUGCUAUGAUUUCCCCCUGUAACCACAUGCUCAUAGUGUCGUCCUCCCUGUUGCAUUAUUUGAAUGCAUUAAAUGUUCUAUGCUAACACCAGAAUGUCCAAAGUAAUGUACUGUAUGUGAAUUAUACAAUCUGACCAAUUGAACCUAUAUAAGGUGGAACAUAAUAAUAGAGUGUGUAUUUGUAUAUGGACAUGUUACAUGUCGAGCAUUGUAUAUUUGUAUGCAUUUGUAUAUGUGUAUAAUAGAGGACGUCCAAUAAAGAGUUGAAACUGUAUGAAGUA
Molecule: messenger RNA, 4572 nt
Organism: Hippoglossus stenolepis (Pacific halibut)
Lineage: Eukaryota; Metazoa; Chordata; Actinopteri; Pleuronectiformes; Pleuronectidae
Product: transmembrane protein 25
Exons: 9
Coding region: 612-1766 (384 amino acids)
Biological process (GO): negative regulation of excitatory postsynaptic potential
Source: RefSeq, a predicted model, not a curated record